Messenger RNA from Tuber aestivum (summer truffle), 1250 nucleotides. Lineage: Eukaryota; Fungi; Ascomycota; Pezizomycetes; Pezizales; Tuberaceae. The record is from the annotation of a GenBank genome assembly.
AUGCCUUGUCCAGGGUUUUCCUCAAUUCCCCCAGGUCUCUGCACGAGCUAGUCAAUCAUCUAUCUACAUUUACUUGGCGAGGCCAAGAGAGAGCGAUACGCUCUCUGACACUUCGCUGGAACCAAUUAGCUCCUCCCCCUGGUGCUCUUAUCGAGAUCACCACUCUUGAUCGAUGCGAGAAGGCGAACCGCGUCACGACGGACCUGCAAUGCCUUCUCGCGGAAUAUACGGAUGGCUUGCAGGAAAUCUUGCUCGACUUUCCGGGCGCAAUGGUGUGCUUUGAAGAUGCUGUACUCUCUCUUUCAUCCCCAUUAAAGAGGAGAGCUCUGAGACAUAUUACUAUACGGAAUGGAAAUCGUCCCGUCUUCCCGAACGCACGCCAGUUACUAUGUAGUAUUUCGUAUCUCGCAAGUGGCACGUUGCAGGUCCUCAGGAUAGAUGGCGGCUCCUCUGCGAUGGAAGGGCCAUGGGUGAGCAAGAAAUCAGGCCUCACGUUUCGGAUACCCGACGAUAAUUCCUUUGUCAGGUAUGAAAUAUUGUCAGAGCUCAAGCAUAUAGAGGUUAGGAAUCUGGCCGGGUUCGAAGAUCCACAUCUCGUAUGGCUCUGUAGUAGCAAGGAUCUUCGCCCACAGCGGGAAAUGUGGAACAAGGCUCAUCGAGGGCACACCCUAGUCCUCGAUUCCAACCCGCAUCUGACGCAAACUGGAAUAGUGACGAUAUUAAAAUUGAUUGGCGAUGGGCUCGAAACGUUGAACUUGACUCAUCUAGUCUUGGAGAAAAUGCCGGGGUAUACUCCUCCGGCUAGGAAUAACCUAUGGCGUCCUUCCUCUUGGCUAGUACCUCCGAUCGUUUUUGAGGCGGACGAGAGCCAGGGCGUGGGGCGGGUUCAAGAGGAGGAACAUUUCUGCGACGUCAUCAGGGAGCAUUGCAAAGGCUUAAGAAGGCUAGAAAUAUACACUCACUCUGUUUGUAGAAACAUAUUCUUCCCCACUCCAGACACACUGCCCCCGCAACCGCACCGGAAGGGGGGGGCCCGACUCGGGGUGGUAAGUCUACGUUUGCCGAGCAGGGAAGGGGGUGUUGAGUCUACCCUUUGCAGAAGGACUCCAGGGGCAGGUGGGGCAGAACUGUGUCUUGUAGCGGAUGAGGCUGUGGAGAAGAAUGUGGUCGACGGAUUUGUGAGAGUCCGGGGCUUCUGGAAGGGUGUUAGCAAAUUCAAGCUCAACCGACAUAGGGCGGGCAACCUUUAG